Eimeria mitis is the source of this 414-nucleotide messenger RNA. RefSeq lists its product as uncharacterized. The coding region runs from base 1 to 414 and encodes 137 amino acids. The record is from RefSeq and is a predicted model, not a curated record. NCBI's taxonomy places the organism in Eukaryota, Apicomplexa, Conoidasida, Eucoccidiorida, Eimeriidae. The transcript has a single exon.
AUGAAUAUACACUCGGGGCGUGGGGUGUUCCUCUCUUUCUCUCAACAAACAAAAGAGGAGGGGACAGUGACAAAGGAAAAGGAUACAGUAGAGAAAGAGGAGACAGUAGAGAAAGAGAAGGAGACAGCAACAAAAGAGAAGGAGACAGCAGCAAAGGAGAAGGAGACAGUAACGAAAGAGAAGGAAACAGUAACAAAGGGAAAGAGACACAAACUCAGAAGGAGACAGAGGCCUUCUGUUGGCUCCCACCCCCCCCUUGAGAGAAACUCACAGGGACCGCGAAUAGCUGCUGCUGCUGCUGCUGCUGCAGUUGCUGCUGCUGCAGUUGGUGCUGCAGCAGCACCUGGCAGGAGACAGCUGCUGCAGCUGAGCAAAAGACUCAAUGGGUUUACUGAGGGCCCCCAGAUGCUCUGA